This is a messenger RNA of Saccharomyces kudriavzevii IFO 1802, 372 nucleotides long. RefSeq names its product Icy1p (gene ICY1). NCBI's taxonomy places the organism in Eukaryota, Fungi, Ascomycota, Saccharomycetes, Saccharomycetales, Saccharomycetaceae. The transcript has a single exon. The coding region runs from base 1 to 372 and encodes 123 amino acids. The record is from RefSeq and is a predicted model, not a curated record.
AUGUCUGUGAACUAUACGACUCCUUUAGACGAUGAGGUAUUUUCCCUGUCCUUUGCCAACCAUCAACUGACUGAGCACGCCUUAAUGGGCCAGGAAUACUCGCCUAGCCCCAUGGAUGAGACUAAAUACAUUAUGAACGGUUCCGUCGCAGUACCGAGGGAGUUCGGCUCUACUACUGCCUCCGCCCAAGACGAGCCGAUGUUCUCGUUAGAUAGCACUCAAGAGAACAACUACAAACAUCAGGCAAUGAACAACGUCCAAGACUGUCGCAUGGCCGUGUCAGCCAUAACCACCCAAUCCUGUGACGGAUUAACGGACCUUUACGCCAAUGCCGCCCAACAAAACUACAGGUUGUGGCUUUCCUCAUUUUGA